Messenger RNA from Hevea brasiliensis (rubber tree), 2790 nucleotides. Its product is annotated as subtilisin-like protease SBT1.7. The transcript has a single exon. Gene Ontology annotation, biological process: proteolysis. The record is from RefSeq and is a predicted model, not a curated record. NCBI's taxonomy places the organism in Eukaryota, Viridiplantae, Streptophyta, Magnoliopsida, Malpighiales, Euphorbiaceae. The coding region runs from base 242 to 2521 and encodes 759 amino acids. Gene Ontology annotation, molecular function: serine-type endopeptidase activity.
CAGUGAACUCUUUUGCUCUCCCAUGGCCAGAUAAGCUGUAUUCACACACACACACUAAUCACACCAGCUCUAGCCUUUUUUUGUCUCAAAGCAAUCAUUCAAAGAAAAAGAAACAGACAACUACUCACCGUCUCGUCUCGCGCUCAUCAUCUUGUAUUAAACCGAAGGGUUGGCUGCUAAAGCCUUUCAAUCUCCAAUUUCCUUGUAGUUCCUCUCUCUCAAUUCCGGAGUAGGAAAAAAAAUGAAGACAUUCACGUCUUUCAUCGUUGUUUUCCUUCUGGGUAUUUGCCAUGUGUCCAUGGCAGCACCGGAGAAGGUGGAGAAGAAGACUUACAUUGUUCACAUGUCUAAAUCCGAGAUGCCGGCCAGUUUCGAGCACCAUACUCAUUGGUAUGACUCGUCUCUCAAAUCAGUUUCUGGUUCAGCUCAAAUGCUUUAUUCAUAUGACAAUGCGAUUCAUGGGUUUUCCACCCGGUUAACCCCUGAAGAAGCCGAGUUACUUCAGAGCCAACCCGGGAUUCUCUCCGUGUUGCCUGAGCUGAGGUACGAGUUACACACAACUCGUACACCUGAGUUUCUUGGACUUGAUAAAGCCGCUGAUAUGUUCCCUGAGUCUAACUCUGUCAGCGAUGUGAUUAUUGGUGUCCUAGACACCGGUGUUUGGCCGGAGAGCAAGAGCUUUGUCGAUAUUGGAAUGGGUCCGGUGCCAAGUAGUUGGAAAGGCCAGUGUGAAUCAGGUACCAACUUCACAUCUGCCAAUUGCAACCGCAAGUUAAUUGGCGCGAGGUUCUUCGCUAAAGGUUAUGAGGCCAUGUUAGGCUCCAUCGAUGAAUCCAAGGAGUCCAAAUCCCCGAGAGACGAUGAUGGCCAUGGCACACACACUGCAUCGACGGCAGGUGGAUCAGUGGUGGAAGGCGCCAGCCUUUUUGGGUAUGCUGCCGGGACAGCCCGUGGGAUGGCUACGCGCGCCAGGGUCGCUGUAUACAAGGUGUGCUGGAUUGGUGGUUGCUUUAGCUCUGAUAUCUUGGCGGCGAUGGAUAAGGCCAUUGAGGAUGGUGUCAACAUUCUUUCCAUGUCGCUUGGUGGUGGCAUGUCUGAUUAUUAUAAAGAUAGUGUAGCCAUUGGAGCUUUUGCAGCUAUGGAGAAGGGAAUACUGGUCUCUUGCUCAGCUGGAAACGCAGGCCCAACAUCAUAUAGCUUAUCAAAUGUGGCCCCAUGGAUAACUACCGUUGGAGCUGGCACAUUAGAUCGUGAUUUCCCUGCUUUUGUUAGUCUGGGCAAUGGGCGAAAUUACUCUGGAGUUUCUUUAUACCGAGGAAGCACUUUACCGGGAAAGCUUUUGCCUUUUGUGUAUGCUGGUAAUGCUAGUAAUUCCACAAAUGGGAAUUUAUGUAUGAUGGAUUCUUUGAUACCAGAAAAAGUUGCUGGAAAAGUAGUGAUGUGUGAUCGUGGAAUGAACGCCAGAGUUCAGAAGGGAGCUAUAGUGAAGGCAGCUGGUGGUCUGGGGAUGGUUUUAGCCAACACAGCAGCCAACGGUGAAGAAUUGGUAGCUGAUGCUCACAUGCUGCCAGCUACAUCAGUGGGUGAAAAAAAUGGUGAUGGAAUUAGAAGAUAUUUGUUGGACGAUCCAAACCCGACAGUUACAAUUCUUUUUGAAGGCACCAAAGUUGGGAUUCAACCAUCGCCGGUGGUUGCAGCUUUCAGCUCAAGAGGGCCUAAUUCGAUCACAUCACAGGUCCUGAAGCCGGACUUGAUCGCACCAGGUGUUAACAUCAUAGCAGGAUGGGCAGGUUCAGUUGGUCCUACUGGGCUGUCAACAGAUUCCAGGCGCGUCUACUUCAACAUUAUUUCAGGCACCUCAAUGUCCUGCCCUCAUGUGAGCGGCCUCGCAGCACUACUCAAGGCUGCCCACCCAGACUGGAGCCCUGCAGCUAUAAGAUCAGCGCUAAUGACCACAGCAUAUGUAGCUUACAAGAACGGGCAGAAGCUGCAAGAUAUUGCUACUGGGAAAGACUCCACCCCAUUUGAUCAUGGUGCAGGACAUGUAGACCCUGUAUCAGCUCUCAAUCCAGGGCUUGUGUACGAUCUAACAGUCGAAGAUUACUUAGGCUUCCUCUGCGCCUUAAACUAUACCGCCGCACAAAUAAGCAGCCUCGCAAGAAGAACAUUCACUUGCGAUGCGAGUAAGAAAUAUAGUUUGAACGAUCUCAACUAUCCUUCUUUCGCUGUCAACUUCGACACCACACAGAAUGGUGGCGCUGGUGUGGUUAAAUAUUCGCGAACUCUUACCAAUGUUGGCGCUGCAGGGACCUAUAAGGCAUCCAUUUCAGGUCAAUCUCAAGGAGUAAAAAUCUCUGUAGAGCCUCAAAUGUUGAGUUUCAGCCAAGAAAACGAGAAGAAAUCUUAUACUGUUACGUUCACCGGAAGUUCAACGCCGGUCAAUACUAAUGUCUUCGCUCGUCUGGAGUGGUCCGACGGGAAACACAUUGUUGGGACUCCAAUAGCUGUUAGCUGGACUUAGAAGUUGAAGAACAAUGGGGAGAUAGUAGAAAGAUGGGUUCUUUACUCUGUCUCGAAGAGAGGAGUGCAAUUGCGUAUUACGGAUGUUAUAUUGUUUAUUGAAGGCUGGAUUAGUGUUUGAAGAAUGUUCUCUGAGAGAGAGGACAUGGAAAUCCACAAAAAAAACAAAAAAUGUGGGGAUAUUUUCUCCUCUCAGUGUACAGUGUUAUUGAUCUGUACUAUGUAUUGCAGGCCUGGUGGAUUUCUCAAUUAAAGACUUAAUUAUCAACA